Molecule: messenger RNA, 396 nt
Organism: Acanthoscelides obtectus
Lineage: Eukaryota; Metazoa; Arthropoda; Insecta; Coleoptera; Chrysomelidae
Source: the annotation of a GenBank genome assembly
GAAAUGAUCAGCUGAUCCCGGUUUUCAAUGCUUUUGUUUUGAUUAUUCGGUGGAAGUGGUUAGGUUAGAGAUUUUCCGCUGCUUAUUCUUGUGGCUUUUUCCAUUUCUUUCAAGCCAAAAGUUGUGAUAGUUGGGGUUACAUAUAUUCAAUCAAAAUUUGCGAGUUCCAUUCAAAAAUGACUCUAGAAACCAUUCCCAAAGACCUUAGAGGACUGAGGGCUUGCCUAGUAUGUUCUCUGAUAAAGUCUUUUGAACAGUUCGAAUACGAAGGAUGCGACAAUUGUGAUGAAUUUCUCAGGAUGAAAAAUAAUCGGGAUCACGUUUAUGACUGCACGAGUUCGAACUUUGAUGGGUAAUAAGUUGUUUGGGUUAGAUGAUUUGGUUUUUGUAGUGUCG